This is a messenger RNA of Chiloscyllium plagiosum (whitespotted bambooshark), 6810 nucleotides long. It is a transcript of the gene adam11, whose product is annotated as ADAM metallopeptidase domain 11. Gene Ontology annotation, molecular function: metalloendopeptidase activity. Gene Ontology annotation, biological process: proteolysis. Lineage: Eukaryota; Metazoa; Chordata; Chondrichthyes; Orectolobiformes; Hemiscylliidae. The record is from RefSeq and is a predicted model, not a curated record.
GGUCAUCUGGUCUGUAACAGUGGUCUGGCAAGGCAGUUUGCCAGUGGUUUAAGAGUUUAAAAUAAACUUGCAGGUUAACAGGAGCCAAAGGAGAAAGAAGGUGCACAAAUAUUGGAAGAGACAUGCUAAUAAUGUAAGAGUUAACAAGGUGUGGUCAGAAUAAGAGAGAAUGUAAUAACUUUGAAAUUACAUUGUUAGUGUAUCUUUGUAAGCACAUAAACCAUGGUAAAUACAUUGAUAAACUAUCGUCUUUUGACAUCAACAGGGACAUGGUCUGGAAAAGUGGAUGUUAAACAUUUGUGGAUUUGCAGGAAAAAAAGAAUAGGAGAAGUUGACAAAGGAGAACUUUAUUGUUAGUAGGGUUGGCCUGGAGUGGCCAGAUCUAUUUGGUACAUAGCAGCCAUAGUGCCAAGGGGGAGUGAGUACUGCAGAUGUUGACUGAGCUGUUAAUUAAGCAGGCUACAUUGUCCUGGAUGGUGCCCAACUUCUUAAGUUGCACUCAACCAGGCAAGUGGAGAGAAUUCCAAACUAUCAGGAGAUAAAAUAUUCACUGCAGGAUUCCUAGUCUCUGACUUGUCCUUUCAGUAACAGGAUUGAUAUGGCUGGUCCAGUUCAGCUUCAGUCCAAUGAUGACCCAGAGGAUGUUGACAAUCGUGCACGUUGGCUGCUCGUCACUGCCAGGCUGGUAGUCUGUGCUAGUGGUAACCUGCCUUUGGGAAGAAUGCCUGGAUUGUGUCUGGCCAUCAAUGAAGCACCUCAGAAAUUCCUCCCAGUCUCACCUUGAAGCCUGCCCCUAUUGGACAAAAAGGAUUCCACCCAAAGUUCAGAUCAGUGACCUUUCAUCAGAGGAAAAGACUUUUAUUUCAUAAGUCCUUCAAUAAAUUCUGUGUAAUGCUGCAUAUCAUUUUGCAGAAUGACAUCUUUCACAGGGCCAAGUUCUUAUUUUUUUUUCAGUCACUGAUCUCGACCUCUGAUAAAUAAUUUGAGUAAGCAAAUGACUGACCUUUGUGCAAAUUCAAACUUUACUGAAGAAGUCAACUUUUCAACAGCGGGUGGUAAGUUUCACUCAGUCUUAAGAACAACAAUUACCUGACACGGGGUGCGCUGCACUUACAACAGGAUUUGUCAAAAUGGCGAGGUUAGGAGCUGAAAUUUUGGCCUCCAGAAAAGCACUGACCAUGUCGAGCUCUGACUGAGCUAUUAACAACUGCUCUCGCUAACAGAACCGUCCCCCCUCCCACCAUCACCUCCCUUCUCAGUGGGAGACCGUGACUAUUUCCAAGCCAAAUAGGAUGACAGUGAAUGGGAGGGUGGGAAAGGAGGAAAUUUUGGGAAGCACUGGUUUAGAGAAACAGCUCUCAUGGGGGGGGCGGGGGCAUGUGUUAUCUAAAGAAACGAUUCUCAGUCAACUCGCUUUGCAGCUGAUGAAUAACGCGAUUUGAUUGGAGCCAAGUGGUUUGAUUUCCCAUCAUCGAGAAGAAAACAAACAGUGGUGACAUUAUUGUUCCUCAUUGCAGGAUUCUGGGAUGUAGGCUGGCUUUAUCUGGACUGCUGCAUCGAACUGGAAUGCAGCAGGUGCCAAAGGCUCGGAGCGGGAUGAGAAAGAAUCUCCUCUUUCAUCCACGGAGUUGCUGAUGGAACAGACUGCGGGAAUAUGAUAGACAGCUUCCAGCCCCUCUGCAGAUCCCCAUCAUAACACCUUCCUUUGUAUGAAGAGGGGGCGGGGAGGAGGGGGCCCAGGCAAAGGGUGGAGGGUGGGGGGUGAAAGUAAACUUCAAAUAUAGAUUUUAACCUUCAACAUUGUGUAAAAAGAUAUGCAACCAUGACUUUUGUGCCGUCCUGGAUUUUUGUUGUAAUCACCUACCUCACUUGUCCUACAGGGUUUAUCAAAGCUGAGCUCCAGGCGGGGUGGAACGUCAGGUUAGUCUUACAAGAGACCACUCAACCUCAGCGAUUAAUCCACAGUGUUCACUCAGGAAAGGAAAUCAAACACAACCGACUGAACACCAGGGUCCCGAACAACAGCACAGCUUCUCAUUUUAUUCACCUUGCACAAGCAAGCUUCCUGAUAGAAGUAUUUGGUUCAUCCUUCAUUUUGGACCUAGAUUUGAACCAUGAAUUGCUGUCAGCACAUUACGUUGAAAGGCAUUUCGGGGAUGAAGGAAAGACCACACAGGCUUUGGGCAGUGAACAUUGUUAUUACCAUGGAAACAUCAGAGGAAACCCCAACUCCUUUGUGGCUAUGUCAACAUGUCAUGGACUGAGUGGUGUGUUUAAUGAUGGAAACUUCACUUACGUUAUUGAAGUAAUGCACGGCAAAACCGAUCAGCAUGAUCAACAACCUCAUAUUAUAUACAGAUCUCCUGGGUUUGAGAUCCCUGUGGGAUGUACAUCAUCUGGGUGCUUUACUGAUGCCAACAUGCAACAGAACUCUCCUCCAGAAAUUCAAAGGACACGAACCAAACGACAGGUACACCGAGGCCCUCAUACUGUUCUGAGAGAAACCAAGUACAUUGAGCUGAUGUUGGUCAAUGACUACACCCUGUUCACAAAGCGACACUACUCUGCUUCACUUACAAGCAACUUUGCCAAAUCAGUUGUGAAUCUUGCCGAUGCUAUAUUCAAAGAACAAUUGAAUACACGGGUUGUGUUGGUUGCUAUGGAAACUUGGGCAUCUGGAGACAAAAUAGAUAUCAAUGAAAAUCCACUGGUGACGCUGAGAGAUUUCAUGAAGUACCGACGAAGCUCUGUCAGAGAAAACAGUGAUGCCUUUCACAUGCUUUCAGGCCGGACAUUUGAGUGUAGUCACAGUGCAACAGCCUACAUUGGAGGAAUGUGCUCUUUAUCAAAAGCCGGAGGGAUUAAUGAGUAUGGAAAUUUAGGUACAAUGGCUGUCGCGCUCGUUCAGAGUCUGGGUCAAAACCUUGGAAUGAUGUGGAAUAAGCAUCAUGCAGGAGCAAGUGAGUGUUGGUGUCCUGAUGCCUGGUCUGGUUGUAUAAUGGAUGAUAUGGGAUACUAUUUCCCGCAAAAAUUUUCAAGGUGCAGUACCAAUGAAUACAGACAGUUUCUGCAGGCUGGAGGUGGCACCUGUCUUUUCAAUAAGCCUCAAAAGCUAAUUGAUCCUCAAGAAUGUGGAAAUGGGUUUGUCGAAACAGGAGAAGAAUGUGACUGUGGUUCUGAAACUGAAUGUGACAAAGUUGGUGGCAAAUGCUGCAAGAAGUGUACCCUUACCCACAAUGCAAUGUGCAGUAAUGGACUCUGUUGCCGAAAUUGUCAGUAUGAACCACGAGGUGUGAUCUGCAGGCAGGCAGUGAACGAGUGUGACAUUGCAGAGACUUGCCCAGGAGACUCCAGCCAGUGCCCUGGGAAUGUGCACAAACUGGAUGGCUACUAUUGUGACAAUGAACAGGGGCGUUGUUAUGGUGGAAGAUGCCAAACCAGAGACAAACAGUGCAGUUACAUCUGGGGUCGCAAUUCGGCCGAUCGAUUCUGUUAUGAAAAGCUGAAUGUCGAAGGGACCGAGAAGGGAAACUGUGGCAAAGAUGGCCAAAGCUGGCUUCAGUGCAGUAAGCAGGAUGUGCUUUGUGGUUAUCUUUUUUGUUCCAAUAUCACUCAGCCUCCAAGACGUGGGGAACUCAAUGGAGACAUUACCAGCAUGGUAUUAUACCAUCAGAACAAGUACAUAGAUUGCAGGGGAGGCCAUGUUGUACUUGAUGAUGGGACCAGUCUUGGUUAUGUAGAAGAUGGCACUGCCUGUGGACCCAACAUGAUGUGUCUCGAUCGCAGAUGCCUACCAAUACAAGCCUUCAACCUGAGCACCUGUCCACAGAGCUCAAGUGGAGAAGUUUGCUUUAACCAUGGGAUAUGUAGUAACGAGGCAAAAUGUAUAUGUGUCCGUGACUGGACAGGGAAGGACUGCAGUGUCUUUGAUCCAUACUUGGAACCAACUCCAGCAGGGAGUACUGAUGGACAGUACAAGGGAACAUUCGGAGAGGAAGAUCUGGAGGAGCAUAAAAUGCCUUUCAUCUGUAUACGAUACUCUCUUUACUCCAAUAAAACCAAUGUCUUCCGAUGCUCAAGGAACCAGACCUUCUCUGUCUUGUUGCUGUGGAAUACACUUAUAGGUAAACUUCAGGGCCUGGAAAAAGAAAGGAAAGUUGAACCGGUGCUUCAAUGAAAAGCUGAAGAAAACACUUCUGAAACGUACUGAAAUCUAUGCUGUGUCUUUACUCUGUUUAGAGCUUUGGUGCAUGCUCCAGCCCAUGAGAAUAAAGAUAAUAGUUUCAGGCUUUGGGUGAGGUAGGUGGCCAUACUGUAAAGCAUGCCAGUUUUGGGUUUAAAAAAACAACAUUCUAGGUCUUGCCACAGAAUCCAUCUGACCCUGUAGAUUCACUCAAAUAAUCAUUAUAUUGUGAGAGAGCACGAGAGCACAAAUUGUCCUGAAUGUCACUGGUUUACUGCUGUCCUGAUGUCAAAGCUCUAAUGAUCUGGCCUGCAAAACCUACCUUUUUGUCCUUGUAUUUCACAUUUGCUGAUAGCCCUGUUUGAAUUUUCUUAUGUUGGAGUGCUAUUCUUAGCUCAAAUGAAUCCUCAUCUCAUCUACUAAUGUAAGCAACAUGAGAUAUGUGCAAAUUCAUGUAAAGAUGUAUUUAAACUUGCAAGUAGUUUCCAAUGCUCUAAAUUUGGCUGUGAAAUAAUUCAUGGGGCAAAAUAUUUUUGCCACCUUUCUAACUUCAGUGGUGGAAGAAAUUUAUGAGUUAUUGAAAAAAGCUGGAUUUUGUCAUGAAAAUAUUUAGUGAGUUGCCUGUUCGUUCUUUCACUUGCAGAAGACCUAAAAGAGGGAGAGAGAAACUUACAAAUGGUGACUCAAUGUGGUGAGCCUUAGUACUCCCAUACUAAUCCAGCAAUAAAUCCUGGCUACUCAGUUUCCAAAGUUAGAUACAUUGGGCAGGAAUACACCAGCAGAAAUUGUGACAGCUGAAGGAUCAGGGAGCAGUGACAUAUCUGGAUGAUUUGUACAGAGCAAUGUUAAACCGAGAUGAUAUUUUUCUUUGAAAGAAAAUCAUGAGAAGAGGGAAACGUACAUUAAAAUUGGCUUUUAUGAACUAUGACUGCUUCUUAGAGUUUAACCUGAACUAAGAAAAUUGCAUGUUUGUAACAGGUAUCCUUAAUUUUACAGAUCAAGAAUUUGAAGUUAAAUUGUAAAGAUUAGUUUAAAUUAAGUAAAAUACAAAGCUGGCUUAAAAUAUGGGACACAAAUAAAUUGACAACUUCGGACUUAAACAGGGGACAUGGAAUGUUUGAUAUAUGAUGAAGGCUCAGAAAUGAAGCUACCUCGAUUCUUAGAACAGUUGAUACUAUCAAACCUUGUUAUGUUAGCUCAAGUUAACCAUCAGAAAUGUAUCUUAUUAUGGUUAAAAAUCUCUAAGGUUGAGCUGGGACCAACAACUUGCGUAAAAAGUGGCAUUUGUUUAAGUGAAGAACUACCAUUAACUCCAUGAAAGUAGCCUUUCUCAAAAUGGCUUCUCCCAGUUUCUAAACUAACACUGCCAACAUUACUGUCCAUGUCAUUGUACUAUCUUGGUAUGUUUUUCCUCUGUAGUCUUCCACUGGAGAAUUAUCACAUGAAGUGCACAAUGAUUACAACUGAUGAUUGCAUUUAAUUAAAAAGGGUUUUUCUUUCUGGACUUUGCAAACUCAAACUACUUCUUAAAAGUUGCAAAUAUAGAGCAAGUAGGCUCGAAAUUUACUGCAGCACUUCUACAUAAUUUUGGUUUAUACCCAUAAAAAUCCUACACUGUAUACAGAUAUAUGAUUAUCUGCAUUUCAUGCUAUUCAGUCUGAAUUCUCAACACAACUCAUGGCCAUCCAAGUGAACAUUCCUGGCUCUUCACCUUCCCACUCAGGAGGGUGGAGCAAGGGAGAAGGAAGUUUUGAAUGACAAAUUGGAAUUUAUUAUUUUUCUAAACAUGAAGUUGAGAAUUAUUUUUCUUCAGGCAGAUGGUGUGGAGUCAGGGAAAUAUUCUAUGAGCAGUCCACUCCAAAAAGGCAAGUCCCACACUUGUACCUGUCACCACGUCAGAUGUGGUACUUGCUUGAUAAGAUUCCUUACUUCUCAAAGCUGAUAAACCUCUUAUCAAGCAGAGAAAAUAGUAGCCUGUCAAAUGGAGAGAAAGAUUGUUCGCAAUCUGAAGAUUGAAAGUAUAAAACAUUUUUCGAGAGCAGCCCAAAUAUAAACCAUGCUGUAUCACGAGGAUGCUACCUAAUAAAGACAGUGUAGAACAAGAGCUGCAGGAUAUAAAUGUAGAUCGCAAUCCAGGAAUUUUGAGGAAGGAAUUAGAAAGAUAGGCAGGGGAUAUUUUUUGAACAAGAACAUGAAGAUCUUGACAGCAUAAUUUAUCCACACCUUGGAUACUUGUGCAGCAAAGACUUAUGGCCAUGGGUCUCUACAACUACAGCCAUGGGUGUAAGCUGGGACUUACUGUUCCAGGACUGAGAAAGUUCAGUGAAGGUGUGUGAAUUAUCUCACCUAUUGGAGAUGGAAUGGUUACAUCUUAACUGGUUAUGAAUUCUCAAUAGGAUGAGUUCCGUCACGUCAACUAAUUCACACAGCUUAAGUACCACCUUUGUGUGUUAUUGACUGGCUGUAAUGUGUGGAGUUUUAGAGACACUCCUUGAAUCCUUCUUUCCCAACUACAAUGCUCAGAGACGAAUGUUUCUUUCUGACUCAAUCGAGGACAUAAGACCAUAAGACAUAGGAGUGGAAGUAAGGCCAUUCGGCCCAUCGAGUUCACUCCGCCAUUCAAUCAU